Drosophila innubila is the source of this 4638-nucleotide messenger RNA. RefSeq lists its product as uncharacterized. The transcript has 21 exons. NCBI's taxonomy places the organism in Eukaryota, Metazoa, Arthropoda, Insecta, Diptera, Drosophilidae. Gene Ontology annotation, molecular function: protein binding. Bases 61 to 3627 code for a protein of 1188 amino acids. The record is from RefSeq and is a predicted model, not a curated record.
UUCAGACACAAGCCACACACUCUUGCAACGAAUUCAACACAAUCAAAGAGUGAGCCAACCAUGUGCCUGUCUGUCAGCUGCCUGUUGUCCUUGCUGCUGUGCCUCGUCCUGCCCGCAUUCAAUGGCCAUGCAGCGGCAGCAACACGUGCUCGAGUCAGCUCCUCGACGACAAUGACGCGGAACAUUGAGGAAGAGAAUGCACUAUUAAACCUCUUGGCUGGUCCGCCCGUUCUCUCGGAAUCCAUAAUUGGCACCCUUGGACGUCUGCCCUGUAAUGUGACCCCGCCCAUCUAUGAGGAUCGUGUGGCUCUGGUCAUUUGGUAUAAGGUUGGGCUGAAAACUCCCAUCUACAGUGUCGAUACACGCGACUCGAAUUUUGCACAGGGGACACACUGGUCGGACGAAACGUAUCGGGAGCGGUUGUCCUUUCACGUGGAAGGACGUGCCGGCACGCUGACCAUCAAGUCAACAUCUGAGGACGACACGGGCGAAUAUCGCUGUCGUGUCGACUUUCAAAAGAGCCCAACACGCAACUCCAAAGUGAAUUUAACUGUCAUAACUCCGCCCGAGUCAAUCAUCGUGCUGGACAGCAAGGGUGCCACCAUCAUGGAUCACACACUGGGACCCUACAAUGAGGGCUCCAGCGUGAAUGUCACGUGCGUGGCCAUUGGCGGUCGACCACAACCGAGAGUUACCUGGUGGCAUGGCAAUACAAUGUUCAACAGCUCUGGUCUGGGCAAUCCGCUCUCGGAGCGACGUGUGGGCAAUGUGCUAUCAUUGCCCAAGCUGAAGCGCAAGAAUCUUCACAUGCAGCUGACGUGUCGGGCGGAGAAUAAUAAUUUGACAACGCCAAUUAUCAGCAGCAUCGUUCUCGACAUGAACUUGCGUCCGCUGAUUGUUAAGCUGCAGGGAGAGAAUCGUCCGCUUUCGGCGGAGAACUCUUAUCAGCUCAGUUGCGUUGUCAUCGGCUCACGUCCGGCACCAACGGUUACCUGGUGGAAGGGCAGCACGCCCAUGAAGAAUACCCAUGAGAUUGCCAAUCCGGAUGGUAAUAUGACCACAUCGGUACUGACAUUCACGCCCACCAUCGACGAUCGCGGCAAGUUUCUAUCCUGCCGCGCCGAGCAGAGCAUGAUACCUGAAUCGGGAAUGGAGGAUGGAUGGAAGUUGGACAUCUAUCAUAUACCCGUUGUCAGUCUAGAACUGGGCACAAAUUCGUUGAAUGCAACACUGCGUGAGGGCGUCGAUGUCUUCUUUGAGUGCAACAUCAAAUCAAAUCCGUGGAUCUACAAAGUCAGCUGGCGACACAAUGGCGAAAUUCUGGAGAACAACCCCGCCGAGGGCAUAGUCGUGGCGAAUCAGAGCCUCGUCCUGCAAAAUGCGAGCAGAGCAAGGACCGGAAUUUACACCUGUGUUGGCAGCAAUCGAGAAGGCGACGGCGAGAGUAAUCCCGUCCAGUUGGACAUACGAUUUGCGCCCGUUUGUCGUGCCGGGCAGCGAACUACUUACAGUUCGGGACGCCAGGAGACCGUUAAAGUUGCAUGCGAAAUCGAUGCAAAUCCCGCGGAGGCAACAUACGUCUGGAAAUUCAAUGCAACUCAAGGCGAGGUUGCCGAUAUACCAGCAUCACUCGUGGCAGUCGACCGUGGACGCAGUGUUGCUCACUAUACACCCAUGAUGGAGAAUGACUAUGGCACGUUGUUGUGUUGGGCCAGCAACGAAAUUGGCGAUCAAAGUGAACCCUGCGUGUACACAAUAGCCCCAGCAGGCGAACCGGAUCCAUUGCUUAACUGUACGCUCCUCAAUCAGACAUCCUCGGGCUUCCAAAUCGAGUGCAUCGAAGGCUUCGAUGGCGGACUGCAGCAGGACUUCAUCAUGGAGGUUUAUGUGAACGGAACGACGCGUUAUCCAAAAAUUUACAAAUCAAAGAAGCCGUACUUUGAGGUAAGCGGUCUGGUGCCCGGUAUGGGCUACAAUGUCUUCCUCAUUGCACACAACAGCAAGGGACGGAGCAAUGCGACGAUAUUGCAGGUCUAUACGCUAAAGGAUCCCGAGAAGCAAACGGUUCAAAUAACAUUUACCAAGACCUACCAAGUUCUUAAGCCUGCUUAUGACAUAACAACGAAGACAAAGACACCAUCUGCAAUCGCAACUGCAACUGCAACAGACACAACAACAACAACAACAAAGCCAACAACAAGUGAUUGUGUUUGCGAGGAAGAUGAGUUUAUGAGCGUAGGCAACGGGGCGUAUGAUGAAGACCAAUCGCCUAUGGCCUAUACGCCCGCCAUCGAGGACAUCCGGCCAUUCCUUGGCAUUCUCGCCGGCAUUCUGGGCAGCAUUUUCCUGGUGGCCAUCAUCAUAGUUAUCGUGGUUCGCGUUCGUGGCUCGUCGGGCCGCGAUCGUAAUAAUUACUCGCAUCCGGGCAACGGGACCAGCAGCACGGCCAACGGCAAUGCGAACCUCGGCAUUCUCGGCAGCAACAACAAUGGCAGCCUGGGCAUCGGUACAUUGGCACACAAUGGGGGCCAAUCAGUGCAGGAUAUGCAUCGCAUUGGCCGGGAGACGUGUCAUGUGACGAGCAGCCUGGACAGCAUUGAUAAGAAUCCAGACAUAAUACCACAAGAUGGACAUGAUGUCGACGAUGAGUGGACAACAAAGGGUCACAAUCGUGCCUAUGCAACGGCUGCGUUGGCCGAACAGAAUGCGGUGAUUACAUCCACCACAUAUGAUCAUAUUAUGCCCACCUAUGCGGUGGUCGAUAAAAAGUCUGCUCCCCCAACGGCUCAUGGCCAGUAUAUACAGUAUAAUACGCUUAUACCAGUUAGCAAAAUGGGCGCUUAUGCCAAUCAACAGCAGCAUCAACAGCAGCAACCUCAACAGGCAACUGAGCUCAGCUAUAGCGAGCUGACUGCCCCACUGGUGGGCAGCGCCGUCGGCGUCCAGCGUUUGACGCCCUAUUGCAGCGCCACCUUGGGACGUCCGAGGCAGACGGAAUUAAAGCGAGCCGAGCCGAACAUCUACUCCCAGGUAAAUGUUAUGAUGGAUGAUGAAAUUUUGGCUGACUGGCAGGCGGCCACGGCAACCGGCAACAGCUAUGUGGCCGGCGCUGUGGUCGAUAAUGUGGGCGGGGCCGGCCCACUCUUCAUGCAAGGCUAUGCGACGCGUAUCGAUCUGGCACAUCAUCCAAUGUACUCAACGAGUCCCAUGUUUGGAACGAACAGCACCAUCACCGGUGUCACCAUGUCACAUCCAUCACAAUUGGCCACCUUCUCGCCGACGCCGCCGCCUCCUAUAUUUGCGCACAGCGUGGUCACCACUGGCGAUGGUCUGCUGCAGCCAGUGACGUGCAUGGGAGUGGUGGCCACAUCUUCGGCAGCGGCGGCGGCUGGCAAUGGGCCCGUCCAGCAGCAUGCAACGGCAACCGGCGUUGGCGUCGGCGUCGGCGGAAACGGAAGCAUUGUUGGCGUUAACGUCGGCGUCGGCGUUGGCAUGAGCCUUUAUGGCAGCGAUGUGGCCAAGCCACAACUUCUAAAGACCGUGCCCGAAGAGCUGCAUCAUCAACUAAAUGGCGAGGAAGUGCUCAUUACCCAGGAUCGCAAUCAUGGAACGGGAACGCGCUUUUGACGCUAAAUGAAAGACGAGCCAAUCAUAUAAGCCAGAAACAAAUCAAAAAGAAAUAAUAAGAAUAAAGUGAAAGAUAAGAUGAAGAGAAUGGAGAGGAAAGCGCAAAACGUAUCGGGGGAACCUAGUAAAAAUUGACUAUAACUUAUGUGAUGUGCGCGGAAAGAAUUUAAAUCUGAAAUCGAACUGUCGCCAAAGCAUUUAGGGGAAUUGGAGGAACUGAUAGCAAAGGGGGGGUUGGGAAGAAAACGAAUAGGUACUGAAAGUAUGUAGCACUUUUUAAAGCAGCAAAGAAAAUGCGCCAAAUAAUGUAAAAAAAUAUCUAACAAUAAACAAAGCAUGUGAAAUGUCUAAAGAAUGCAAACUAAACGCAGAGGCAAACAUGCUGACAAAACUAAAACGAAAUUUUCCGGUUAAUUUAAGCAUCCGUGUAAAAAAUUAUAUACUUACUUUUAGAGCUCUAAUUAAUAUUCAAUCCAUUUAAAUGAUAAUUAACUUAGCUGUACGAUGUGAACACUGAAUGAAUUGUUAAUGUAUUUUUAAAUAACAGCUUUAAGCGCCAUAAUCUAGAAAACUUUUAGCUAAGUAAAUGAAAAACUGUAAGGCAAAGUGAAAGUGAAAGGGAAAGUGGAAGUGAAAAUGUAAGUGAAAAUGAAAGAAGAACAAAUUGAUUAUUGUUGUUAAUUUAUGUUUGUGAGUAAAAAUCCCCAAAGGACAUUAACAUUUAGCUUGAUCUUAAGGCAUAAAUACAAUUUAUUACAAGUAAAUCAAAUUCGUCUAGUCCUAAGGCCCAUUAAGCAUAGCGUAAAAAGGAAAUGUAAUUACCAGAUUUGUUUACAUACUCAUAAAGGAAACAGAAAAAGGGCAUAAUGAAUUUAAAAGCAAGCUCAGAUAAGUGAACUUAAUAAUAAAUGGUUAACUUAACAGAAAUUAAUUCAAUUUAGCAACACAAUGUUUGCAUUUUAUACGUAACACGAAGAACAAAAACCGCCAAAGAUGGUGGCCCAAAAAAAA